AUGUCCAUCCCCGGCGCCGAGGACCAGAUCGACCCGGCCACGUUUGAGCAGAUUCUCGAAAUGGACGAAGACGAGGUCGAGCGCGAGUUCAGCAAAAGCAUCGUCUAUGACUUCUUCGGCCAGGCCGACCAGACCUUCAAGAAGAUGGACAAGGAACUCGAGGAGAAGAAGGAAGGCAAAUACCUCAAAGAGCUUAGCGAGCUUGGUCACUUCCUCAAGGGCUCGUCCGCCACGCUUGGCCUCACCAAAGUCAAGGACUCGUGCGAGAAGAUACAGCACUACGGCCAACUGAAGGAUGAUGCAGGCACAAAAGACAUCACAGAGGAGCAGGCGCAGGAGAACCUCGCCAAGAUCAUCAAGCAGGCCAAGACCGAGUUUGACGAUGUUACCAUUAUCCUCAAGAAGUUCUACGCCGAUCCAGAUCUUCCUGCCCCUGCUGCCCCUGCGCCCGCUGUUGCGACAACCACGCCCACAAAGGCCACGACCACCGUCUAG
Messenger RNA from Pyrenophora tritici-repentis Pt-1C-BFP, 495 nucleotides. RefSeq names its product ArcB, HPt domain protein. The record is from RefSeq and is a predicted model, not a curated record. Gene Ontology annotation, molecular function: protein histidine kinase binding; histidine phosphotransfer kinase activity. Lineage: Eukaryota; Fungi; Ascomycota; Dothideomycetes; Pleosporales; Pleosporaceae. Gene Ontology annotation, biological process: phosphorelay signal transduction system; phosphorylation. Gene Ontology annotation, cellular component: nucleus; cytoplasm.